This is a messenger RNA of Stegostoma tigrinum, 4797 nucleotides long. RefSeq names its product CD302 molecule (gene cd302). Gene Ontology annotation, molecular function: signaling receptor activity. NCBI's taxonomy places the organism in Eukaryota, Metazoa, Chordata, Chondrichthyes, Orectolobiformes, Stegostomatidae. Bases 264 to 1007 code for a protein of 247 amino acids. The transcript is spliced from 7 exons. The record is from RefSeq and is a predicted model, not a curated record.
AUGCUCAUGCUGAAUAUACUCGCUCCGUCUUAUCACUUUUCACGCUCUCUUCAUUUUAAUGUUACAAAGUGUAAAAUCGGGAUGCUUAAAUCUUACUUCAUUGACUGGCGUCUGGCACCUGAAAUUUCGGUGGGCGAGGCAGGAAGAGUCACAUCUCAUUAGCAUUUUUUGGAUUAAACUUUGUUCUUCGGGAAAAGCAUUUGUGCUGAUUGGGCAAAAAGAUACUGACACUGUGAAAAAGUCUUGGACAUUGAGGUUUAAACAUGGACGUUAGGAGAACUCGAACUUUCUACUUUGUGUAUCUGAUCGCACGGUGCCUGCCUUCUUUGUCGUUAAAAAUCAUUCCGGAAUGUGCUUUUGAUUCUGAUGCCACAUGGAUUCCAUUCGGAAACAAAUGGUACACUUUCAUUUCGGCUCCAGGAAAUGGCUAUAAAAUCAACAAAGCUCAGGAAAUCUGCCAAGAAAUUGCCCCAGGUGCCAAUAUUGUCAGCAUUCUUAAUGAAAAGGAAAACCAGUUCAUUGUUGACCAGUUUAAAAAGACUGUACAGCCUGAAACUAUUUGGUUGGGUGUGACCUUUGAUACAGACAGUGGCAGCAUGAGAUGGUUUGGUGAGUCGAAAGUAAAUUACACAAAUUGGGCUUCUGGGGAAUUGCCUGGAGAAACACCUGACGCUGAUACAUGUGUCAUUAUGGACACAGAGUCAGGAAAGUGGAAAACAGUUGAUUGUGAUGAAGAUUUUGGAAGAUCGGUGACAUGUGAAACAACAACAAUAGCUCUACCUGAUGGAGAAAAAUGUUCAAAAGGCAGAAAAAAUAACGUAUUACCAACAGCAUUAAUCAUUUCAGCUGCUGCAAUUUUGGUGAUAAUUUCAAUAAUUACAUGGUAUGCGUACAAAAGAAAAUGUCUCACUGCAAAUGGACAUAAUUCCAUUCAGUAUCAUCCAACAGAUCAAGUUGCAGAUGACUGCAUUUUGGUAGAGAAUGAAGAAAGGGAAUAUGAAGCGUAACCUUUUAAUAAUGACAUGGUUUAAAUAACUAACAAUGUAAUUGUACGAUAAAUGUUUAAGCAAAGCUACAUUGCCAUUGGCUAUCUGUAGCUCAAUAGAAUUUUUAAGUAUUAACUUUUAUAUAUUUCAAUCCAUGUUGUUGUCUUACUGUUACUAAAGGCAACAUUUUAUACCAAUAGAUAAAGGAAAGCUUGGAAUAUAAAACCUGAUGUUUUAAAUAUACAGUUUAACCAGUUGUGUAAUUUAAAUAAUUUUGCAACCAUUAAUUUUCAUCAACUUUGGUUUAAAUGAGUUUCAAAAGUUACAGAGUAAAGGCACAAACUAAAAACAAUAGAAAAAGAAAGGUAACCUCAUAAAAGAGUUAUUUGACUUGUACAUUUUUAUAUGAACGAGAUUAUCCUACAGUUUAAUGGUUUCAUUGGGCUUUGAAGAAUUUUUUUAACCAAUACAAAUGUUGAAGUAAUUUUGUUUUAAUUGCAUGAAGUGACUCUGGAUGUCAUUUAUAGUAUUUAACAGCUACAUAAAGACAUUGAUUUGAAUUUAUUACCUGUUUAUCACAUAUUCUUGUUAGUGAAAUGAUACAUUGGUGUUUCAGCCUGCAGAUUGUGCAGCCUCUGAUAGCUGCUUUGGGCUCAAACUUUGCAAGUUGUGUGCAAAUAUGCACAUAAUUAUAAAGUCUGCAGUCUUUGUUGCUCUCAAAAGUUAGUUCUUCUAUCUCUUGGGUUUUUUCAAAGCCAAAGAUACAUUUGGAAGCUACAAGGUUGAUGCUUUGAUAGUCUUUUAGAAUUGAAAAGUACAAGGUAAAUGGGGAAAUUCCUCAGUUGGUAAUAUUGGAAGGGUAAUUCUAGGGCUUGAGUAGAGGUUUGGAGUAUGAGAGCCCUGGGGCAGGGGUGGGGGAAGAUGUUGUGUUCAAGGUUGGCUGUACUUAGAGUAGUCCAAAUAUCUUGUGUCACGUUGUUAAAGAAAUUGGAGGUGAAGAUAAUGAAUGCACUUGCCAUAAACUUCCAAUCUUCCUAGAUAAGGAGGAGGAAGAUUUGAGGGUGGCCAAAAAAUGCUUAAAAAUAGAGUACAAGGAUAGUCCUAAUAACUAUAGGCCAGUUAGUUUAAUAUAUGUGGUGGGUAGGUUUUGGAAACAAUGACCAACGAACAUAUCAACAGGAGAUGGGGAGGUUUUAAUUUAGGAGAGACAGCAUGAUUUGGAGAGAGCAGCACGUUAUUUCAGUAUGUUCCAAUGUUUCUGUCAUUUGUAGAUGAACGUUUUAUUGCAAAGAUACCUUUCGUAUAACCUCAUGUCUGGUUACACCAGGUCUUUGGUACAUGAAUGUUUCUGUGUUGCAACAUCCUGAAGAACUAGUAGAUAUUUAAAAGACAUUUGGAUAGAUGCAUGAAUCGGAAAGGUUUGGAGGGAUAUGGGCCAGGAGCAGGCAGGUGGGACUAAUUUAGUUUGAGAUUAGGUUUGGCAUGGACUGUUGGAACAAAGGGUCUGUUUCCAUGCUGCAAGACUCUGUCUCAAUGUCUUCUAUUUUGUUAUUUUCUCCUUUUGAACUCUCUUCUAUCUGCUCUUCCCACCAACUACCCAAUUUAAAUGAUGUUCACUUGUGCUUCAAUAUUCCUUUCAGGUCUAUUUACCCAAUUUGAUUUAGGAAUGGUUAGUCUCUGUUGUACCAAUUCUUUCUAUUCUGAAAAUCUUCUGAAUUAUUUACUAAAGUAACCAUGUUGUUUUAGCAACAGGUUUCCAGGAACUCACUGAUAUAUACAAUCAGGUGAAAUGUGUUUCUCAUCUACUAUCUUUGAGUUUUGUUACAAUCCUCAUAUGUGACUUUUUAUGGCUGGUAUAUCCAAAAGCUUGAUUUCUUUUUCUAACACCACGUGGACUGCAUUAAUUCAGGGUGGCAACUUGGUACCAUUUUCUCAAGAGUAAUUAAAGCUGUAUGUUAUUUUUCCCUACAUUGCCUAACAGUACUGGCCAUGAUCAUGUCAUGUUGAACAUCCCUUCAAACUUUUCUUCACUGUUUGCUUCUCUAGCUCUUGACAGAGAGCCCAUUAUCCUAUAGACCGUGUCUUUAUUGCAUUACCACUGCAGUAACAGUAUUCUUGUUGAACUGCAAACUCUAUUCUUGUGCAAAUAAUCAUAUAUGGUAUUGCAGCUCUUUCCUACUUUCAGGAGUUUUUAAAAUUAAUUAAUGGGAUGUGAAUAUCAAUGACAAGGUGAGCAUUUCUUUUAUUAUUCACGGAUUAUGGGUGUUGCUGGUUGGACAAUUAAGAAUCAACCACACUGCUGUGUGUCUAGAAUCACAUGUAGGCCGGACGGGAUAAGGAUGACAGAUUUCCUUCCCUAAAGCACAUUAGUGAACCAGAGAUAGCAAGAACUGCCGAUGCCACCCCGUUCCCAUUUCUGAAGAGGGGUGCUGACCCAAAACAUCAACUUUCCUGCUCCUCUGAUGCUGCCUGGCCUGUUGUGUUCCUCCAGCUCCAUAUUGUGUCAUCUCUGACUCCAGCAUUGGCAGUUCUUACUAUCUCUGAGUGAGUUAUAACCCUACUGUGAAGCCGGCCCAUUUCUGAAAAGGGUCCCGACCCAAAUUGUCAACUUUCUUGCUCCUCUCAUGCUGCCUGGCCUGCUUUGUUCCUCCAGCUCCACAUUGUGUUACCACAUUAGUGAACCACAUUUUUUUUCUGACAAUUGACAAUAAUUCGUGGUCAUCAUUAAAUUCUUCAUUUCAUUUUUAUUGAAUUCACAUUCCAACAUCUGCCAUGGCAGGUUUUGAACCCAGGUCCCAAGAACAUUACCUGGGCCCUGGAUUAACAGUCCAAUAUUAGUACUGCUGGGCUGUCACCUCCCCUAUCCUUAAUUGCUAUUGAGAAGGUAGUGCUGAGCUGCUGCCUUGAAUCACUGCAGCCCAUAAUAUUCCUUUUAUGCUUACUGAUUGGAGUUGUUACACUCUUCACCCUUGGAUAUGGUGGUUUUACCUGUUGACUAUCCACUGCAACCAAACCUCAUAGGUUCCAUCUUCAUUUUACAUGCAUCAGAUGUUGCUGUUUAAUUUUCUCAUACUUGCCCUCUUUUGUUUUUAUUGUAUUCCAGUAUUAUGUUUCAGUUGUAUCGCUUUUCAUUAUUCACUUUUAGGUUUCGCAUUUCAUAUGUUUGCAUUGAAUAUGUUUUUUUGGUAUUAGAUUGUUUCUGUGGCACUUUAUAUCGUUCAUUUCUUUCAGAUGCCCUUUUAUUAUGUAGCUGUAUUAUUGGUUUCCAUAUCAAUUUCUGUGUUUCUGCUGCCCAAUUAAUUUAUUUCAUUUCAGUCUGUCAUUAUUCAGAACUUAUCAACAGUUACAGUAUUAUACUGCUUCAGUGCAAUCUUCUGAAUAUACUUGCAGCAGUUUUGUUAUCUGUCCUCUUUUCCUCUUGUAUCCUACUGUCCUCCUCGAAGUACCUCCUUCCACUGUACAUUAUCCAACCUAACACACUGUCCAGUGGAACACAAUUGAAUAAUGUUUAUGACUAUUUUUUCAUAUUUCAGUACAACAUAAUGAAAAGAGGGGAGAGAAUUAGUUUAAACUAUAUUUCUGCAACAAUGCAAAAGUGGAAUGCAGGGGAAGGCAGAAUUGUCAAUGUCACAUAUUCAAAUCAACCCCCCAUGAGUGUAAUUGUGUGGAUUGUGGUCUGUCAUAUCUUAGCUUGCAGUUAUCAAACAUGUCUAUCAUAAAUUUAUGCUGUCUUAAUUGUUGGCAAUAUCAUCCCAAAUAUGACAGUCACAUGACUAUUACUCUACUGGUUCAAAUAAAACAACUUAUUGUC